Messenger RNA from Aspergillus wentii DTO 134E9, 1932 nucleotides. RefSeq lists its product as uncharacterized. Lineage: Eukaryota; Fungi; Ascomycota; Eurotiomycetes; Eurotiales; Aspergillaceae. The transcript has 11 exons. The coding region runs from base 1 to 1932 and encodes 643 amino acids. The record is from RefSeq and is a predicted model, not a curated record. Gene Ontology annotation, cellular component: membrane. Gene Ontology annotation, biological process: transmembrane transport; amino acid transport.
AUGUCUUCCACGCAAGGCUUUGAACACGGCCACAUACACUCCAGCGAAACUGAUUAUCAUCUAGAAGAGCUUUCUUCUGGACCUAUAGGAUUGGUUCCUCUGGAGUCAGUCAGCUCCAGGACUACAUUAGAGCCCUCUAUCUUCGGCAGCUUAGCUGAGCAUCCCGCGAGCUCAGUUGUGAGCGAUGGACUUCCUAUGGAUGAUGCCGAUCGUACGGUGAAUCGUAAAUUGCGUGGAAUCCAUGUCUUCAUGAUCACGAUUAGCGGCGUUCUCGGGGUUGGUCUUUAUGUGAGAAGCGGUACGAUCCUCCAUAUUGGAGGCCCGGCUGCUGUGAUAAUCGCCUUUUCGGCAAUGGGAUUUUUGGCGUGGACAGUUAUGCAGUGCAUCGGAGAGAUGCUUGCAUUGUGGCCGAUAUCAGGGGCGUUAACGGAAUAUGUUUCAACAUUUGUUGAUCGAGAGCUAGGUACUGCAGUAGGAGUAACAUAUUGGUUCACAUACUCGAUGAACUUUGCGGCUGAUAUUGUCGCUGCGGCCGGUGUGAUUGAAUACUGGAAUCCUGGAAAGCCAGUUAUAGGGACGGUGAUGUUUUUCUUAGUCCCCCUGUUUCUCAUACUAUUCAACAGCUUCGGGGUUCAAAUAUAUGGUCUCAUUGAGGUCAUUGCCGGUACGCUUAAGCUGGCAGGAGCUAUAGUAGUUAUCAUUGCGAUGAUCAUUAUCAAUGUCGGAGUCGGAUCGGAGGGCUAUAUUGGCAUCGAAAACUAUAAAAACAAUAUAUUCCAAUAUGAUCCCAAAACUGGUGAUAAUUGGGUUAUUGUUUUUUUGAGCAUCUCGUGUUCUAUUGCGAUAUUCUCCUUUACUGGCGUGGAGGUCGCAACAGUGCCAGCUUUUGAAUCCAGAUUUGAUAGCAAUACACAACCGAACAACAUUGAGAAAGAAAUAACUAAGAGCCCGUGGGAUCGAAUAUCAGUUCAGUUCUCUGCUACAUGGACAACCUUUAUUGUUUGGAUCAUAUACAUCUUCGCAGCAUUGAUGUUAACUUUUAACGUCAAAUGGGACAACCCAGGGCUACCCGGUGUCAGUUGGCUGGGAUCACCAGCCAGCACGAAUGCCGCAACGAAGUCAUAUUCAGGAUUUGUAUUAAGCGCUGCAAGGUCCCAAAUUACUGGUUUGGCGGACCUGUUCUCCGCUAUUCUUCUCUUCACUGCGAUCUCAGCAGCCAAUACCAAUAUCUAUGUCGCCUCACGAACGAUUUUUGGACUUACACGCGAACUUGACGGGGCCAGAUGGAAGUGGCUAGCGUUCUUUGGGCGAACAAAUAGCUACCGAGUGCCAGUGCGUGCCAUGUUCCUCUCCUGCCUUUUUAUUUGGGUCCCAUUUCUGUAUCUGUCGCCAAACAACUCCCCGGGCACGACCAUCUCAAGUUUGCUCGAAGUCCUCUCGCAAAUGAGUUCAGUGGGCUGUCUGAUAGUGUGGUUAUGUCAAGUUUUGGCUUUCAUCCGAUUCUACAACUGUGUCAAAAUCCACCAGAAUGAACUGGAAGAUGACCCGUUUUUCGCGCAUGUCUGUCGAUUCCGCCGCGGUCGAAAGAACGACAGGUACCCAUGGCGCUCGCAUGGCCAGCCUCUGACCAUGUACGCGGCGCUGUUUGGAUGUCUUUUCGUCCUGAUAGUCGCAGAUGGCUCAUCUUUGUGGAACGGAUUCCACAGAACAGCUUUUCUUUCCGCAUAUCUUGCACCCAUGUGCUUUAUCGCGUUUUGGCUUUGUCUCAAGGUCUACCGGUUUCAGAAGUGGCAUAAUAUUCAAUGGCGACUAGAGGAUACUUCGAAUCUGGAAGAGGUCAAGAAUAAAAUCCGAAGACUGGAUCAGAUCAAGCAAAGAGCUACCACUACACAGCAACCAAUUGGAUGGGCGAACUUAUGGGGGUUGAUGUGA